AUGCGGGUGCAGGAGACAGCGUGGAAGCCCAUCCGUAUCCACCUCGAUACCUCCGCGCUGGAGAGCCAGGUGGAUGCCGGACAGUUGACGUACCUGCGUGAUGACGUCCUGCAGGCCGCGGUGCGGUGGCUCAGCAACGCCGUGCAGGUCUUGCCAGUGGAGGGUAGCCUGCGCUACGAGCAGCAGUGCGCCGCCGUCCUCACCGCCUCCGGGCGCUGCGCGCGAGUUCAGGCGAACUUCCAGGAGUGCGGACCAAUCACCAUCCCGCGCGAGCAUUUCGCGGACAAGGAGGUAUGUCCUUCUGGCAGGCUUGCAGGCUGCGAAGUUUCCAGCGGUGGCGCUGGUAUCCCGAACGCAGAUGUGGGCAUCUAUGUCUCGGCAGUUCAAACACAGUGGUGUACCGGCACCACAGUUGCGUAUGCCAGCACCUGCCGCCAGGCGGAGGAUGAUAGGCCCGUCGCAGGCUAUUUCAACUUCUGUCCGAAUCGCUUGAGCCCGGCGGCCGAACGAAAUUGGCACCAGGAUGUGGCUAUCGCGACCCACGAAAUUCUGCACACCAUGGCGUUCUCCUCCUCACUUUUUCCCUUCUUCAGGGACAUCCUGGGUACUCCGCGGACCCCGCGCAACGACUGGGGCUUGCCACCCAUCCAGGAUGGAAGCUACCGCGCCGACAGCUCGACCCUGCGAGUGGAGGACGUGGAUGGCCUGGAACGCCGGUUCAUCGUGCUUCCGAAGGUGGUGCAGGCUGCACGACACCACUUUGGCUGCACUUCACUGGAAGGAGUAGCUCUGGAAGAGCAGGGCGGUGAUGGCUCCGCAUUUUCCCACUGGGACGCGCGAAUCAUGCACACGGAGGUGAUGGCUGCGGAGAGCAGCGCCAUGCCCCGCAUCUCAGACAUGACGCUGGCGCUGAUGGAGGACAGCGGCUGGUACCGGGUUCUCGGGGGGCUGGUUGCAUCAGAUGGCGACAGUGCAGCCGGGCACUUUGUCUUCGGCCGAGGGAAAGGCUGCGGCUUCCUGCAACAAAGUUGCAUCAUCGACAGCCAAAGUGCUUUCCCGGAUACCUUCUGCACAGAGAGCCAGGGAGACUGCUCGCAUCCGAAUGCAGGAACUGUCGGCUGUUCCCAUGACCACUUGUCCCUGGGAGCUUGCACCAACUGCCUGCAUCGCGACAGCCUGCCUGCCAGAUAUCGGCACUUCGACAAUCCCAGGCUGGGUGGCAUUGCGGCCUACGUUGGCUACUGCCCGACUGUGGAGCCUUUCUGGUCUUCUGGACAGCCGACCUUCUGCGCAAGUGGAGGGGUGUACAGCGACCGAACCUCGCAACGCUUUGGUGAAUCCCACGGCCCUGCGUCUCGAUGUGUGUUGUCUACGGCCACCAAGUCAGGCUUCGUGCCGCCAGAGGAGCCGCAGGGGACUUGCCGUGACGUUUUCUGCCUGGAGGAUGCCGUGCGGAUCAGGAUCAGCGAUAACAACUUCGUCCUCUGCGGAAAGGAGGAGACUGGCGUCAGGAAGAGUGUUUUCGGCCAGUUUGCAGGUUACAUCCUGUGUCCACGCUAUGCUACCAUCUGUGGGCAGACGGGGGCAGAGGGCCCCAGAGAAGGAGCUGAAUGUCACUUCCCUGGUACGCACCGCCAUGGCCGUUGUGUUUGUGCUCCAGGAACCAUGGGCGCAGACUGCAGCGUCCUUGACAAAGCGGCGAAUCGACAGGACUUCCCUUACGGGCUGCGCUACCCUCAGCAGGAGCUGGAGCUAAAGGUGGGCCUGGAGCUGUCGCGGACUGAGGGCCUCCUGGCCUGGCCUUUGGCUCCCGCCCUGCAGAGCCAACCCCGGCUGAUACAGUUCAAGGUGGAUCCAGCAACAUGGCAGCAAUUCCUGAGCUCCCUGCUGGGGCUGCUUUGCCCGUGGGCCUGA
Symbiodinium natans is the source of this 1914-nucleotide messenger RNA. The record is from the annotation of a GenBank genome assembly. Lineage: Eukaryota; Dinophyceae; Suessiales; Symbiodiniaceae.